AUUUUUAAGGGUGUACAUUUAAACGUGAAGUGACGUCAUUUGUUUUCGGACAGAUAGGAAAAUAACUUCCUUAUUAUUGGUGCGGAUAAGUCAGCCUUACCUUAUAUUUUCUAAUAAAAAGGGUUUUUCCCCUGAAAUAAUCGCCUAUUCGCGACGACCCUCAAGUGCCCAGGCUCGCGUUUUCACCCGUACCAGUCCGACAACUCGCGAAAAUCGUGUAAAAUUGUGGAAAAUUCCGACUUUUUUUCGAUUCCCCCCCCUCGGGACGACUUGUUUUUAUCCCUCCCCCCACGGGCUCCGUACGGACUCGGAUUUAAACGAUGUUUCUUAUCGAUUCGGGUCAAAUACUGGGAUCCAGCGUCCGAAAAUCUAGGCUCUGGCCUUUUUAAAACAAAUCGAAAAAUAUUCAAGAAAGGAAAAGCCGUCGGGCAGUGUCAACACCCGUACGAGUCGUUAUCGAUAAAAGGAGAAGCCCUCGUCCACGUGAGUCGACAAAAGUGCUCUUUUCCAAUGGAAUUCAGUUCAAACCCCCUGCCAGACGAUAACGUGUAAAAUAAAUACUAUUCGUUAUUUUUCUUCAAAAGAAAAGUGAUUUGUGAUCAGAUACAGAGUGGUGGUUUCAGUAUAAGCAUCUUUUUUUUUACUAGAAUGAUAUAAACACAGAUGUUGCCAGUAAGCGGUAACUGGAACGUGAAUCGAAUCCGAUUGAACGAAACCGACAAAAUAAUGUCAGAUCCGAUGUACUCAGGCGAUUUGUUUCUUGACGGUCUAACGAUCAAGUCGGAGCCGAUGUCCAUCGACACCCUGGUCUGCCCAACGAACACUUCAGCGAGUGUUCCCAUUCCGUCGAGGCGGAUGGUUGAUUUUACUGAUUUGAGAGAUGGCUUUGAUUUCAAUGAGAUAUCACCUUGUAGCAGCUCUCUGCAAGACACGAAUCUAACCGGCUCCAGCCUUUAUUCAACAUCGGUCUGGAGCCCGAAAUCAGAUGUGAAAAUGGAAGACGAUGAUAUUUUUCAGGUUGACAAAGCUGAUCUUAUCCAAGGUCCUACACUUGCGGAACUGAAUGCAAACGACGAGACCCUUUUGGAUGAUUUAAGCUUUGACGAUAUACUCCUCCCAGAGGAGAGUUUGUGUUAUAUACAAGUACCUAACUCAUUAUCGAAAAUCUAUACCAACACACAAGUUCAGCAGAGUUCGACGCCGAUCGCGAUGUCAUUUCCACCGGACGGCGGUACAAGUGGUUUUUAUAGGGAUUUUACACCUCUUCUAAACAGGCAGAAGGAGGAGCUUUCUCCAAGGAGCCAACAUUCUUCUACAUCUUCUUUACUCCAAUCUGCAACACCACCUCCUCAGACUGAAGCAGUCAGCCCUAUACCACCUAACAAACAGCACCCUAAAACAAUUCAAGACCUCUUGAAAAACUCCUUGUCUCCCUCACCACAACCAGUUUUAGGACAGUCUGUUCCUGGCAGGUAUAACGCUUCACUUUCUGGGGCGAGCAGCGGUGGCAGUUCAUCUGGUGGUGCUCCAAAACGGCCACACGUUUCGAGGCUUUCUUCAUCUGCUCCGACACACUCUGGGCUUGAAAUUUGGCAGAGACGGGAGCCGAGACAACACCUUCUUUCUACCGGCUCUCUAGCAGAAGCGACAUCAACAUCAUCUAUUUCGACUGCUGGAAUUCUUAGUCCUGACAGUCACGAUUUUUCAUUAGAUGAGUGUUUCGAUUCAGAAGACGACAGUGAUCACGAAGACGAUUAUUCUUCUGAUGCUCAGUCUGAUAGCGAUGGGGAAGGUGGUAGUACUAGUUCAGGGAAAGCGGCUAAAAAAGAAAGGUUCUUUUGGCAGUACAAUGUACAGGCAAAAGGCCCCAAGGGUCAGAGGCUAGUUUUGAAAACAAAACAAGAGGAUCCUCACCAUCUCAAUGAGGUCACAGAUCCAGUAUUCAGCCCUCAAUGUUCAGUUCAAGGAAUAAAACAUAGUGGAAAAGCGAGGAAAGGAGAUGGGAAUGAUUUAACACCCAACCCGAGGAAACUUCAGGUCAUUGGUAAAGAAUUGGACAAGCUGAACAAGAUCAUCAAUGAUAUGACCCCUGUAAGCGAACUUCCGUUUAGUGCAAGACCUAAAACAAGAAAAGAGAAAAACAAACUCGCUUCAAGGGCUUGCCGUUUAAAAAAGAAAGCUCAACAUGAAGCCAAUAAAAUCAAACUGUGCGGCCUUGAAUGUGAACACAAGAGGUUGAUGAACGGUAUUAGUCAAAUGAAAAAUUUGUUAAUAUCGAGAACUUCUGAAAACCCACCUGACUCUGCUGAAGUAAAAGCUGCGACUGAGAAGAUAAUCAAAUCUGCUACAAAAGUGAAAAUUGCUGGUCAAACAACCGAAUUUGUCAACAAAGUGCUUGACAAAGUUAAACAAGGUGUGUCACACGGAGGCCUCGACGAUAUGGUGUAAGUCUCCCUUAAAGUCGAAGAAAUGUUUCUAUUUAUACCUCGUAUUACCAUUUUAAAUUCUAGUUAUUUAAAGACCUUAUUUUUUGCCAGUUGAUUAGAAUAACAUUUAUCUAAUUGAUAGUAGUCUUUAGAUUUGCACUUAGGUUUUAAUUUACUUUUCUUUGUUGCCCAGUCAGAAAUAUGUGUUAAUUAUUGCUUAUUGUUUUAGAUAUAAUUAUUUUUGUGCCAGAUUUGUUUAUUAUAUGUAUGAUAAUUUUUUCUCGAGUUAUGGCCAAGAUUUUGUUGUUUUUUGCCCCACUUUGGCUAUUAUUAAGUAAGACCAAAAUUAUCAAUAUAAAUGAUGUUUGUAUGUGUUUGUUAACUUACUAGUGUUUUGCAUGUUAACAAAUAUAUUUAAUGUUCAUCGACUCACUUAACAUAAAUAGACACGUCAUUAAGUAGAUGUGCUUCCGACAAUAUGUUUGAAGAUGUAAUCUAUUAUGCUGUAUUUAGUUGUGGUCCGUCGAAUCAUAAUUUCAACGACCAAAUAAUAUUUAUUUUUACUAAUUUCUCAUUGAAUUAAUUGAUAUCGGGCUGUGCCCAACCGUCCGGACAUUUUAUUUCUCCUAAGAAAAUUUCCAGAAAACUAAUUAUUUUCUCAGGACAAGAUAAGGAUGGUGGUAAGAGGGCCUAUAUUCUUAAUUUUCAGUUUCUCCUGAGUUUAGAUGUUUUUUUUUCUGUUUUAACCAAAAUACCUUCUUAGAUUUUUAUUAGUACUUAAAUUUUAUGCCAACAGUUGGAAAGAUUUAAAAACCAUAAAAUAGUAGUCUACUGUAAAUUUUUCCUUUUUUAAUAACCUAAAUAAUUGGUAAACAUUUUCUCGCU
Messenger RNA from Cimex lectularius (bed bug), 3311 nucleotides. It is a transcript of the gene REPTOR, whose product is annotated as protein CREBRF homolog. Bases 664 to 2448 code for a protein of 594 amino acids. Gene Ontology annotation, cellular component: nucleus. Gene Ontology annotation, biological process: regulation of transcription by RNA polymerase II; response to unfolded protein. The transcript has 11 exons. Gene Ontology annotation, molecular function: RNA polymerase II transcription regulatory region sequence-specific DNA binding; DNA-binding transcription factor activity, RNA polymerase II-specific. The record is from RefSeq and is a predicted model, not a curated record. Lineage: Eukaryota; Metazoa; Arthropoda; Insecta; Hemiptera; Cimicidae.